This is a messenger RNA of Styela clava, 4019 nucleotides long. The record is from RefSeq and is a predicted model, not a curated record. NCBI's taxonomy places the organism in Eukaryota, Metazoa, Chordata, Ascidiacea, Stolidobranchia, Styelidae.
GUAAGUCAAGUAUUGAUAUUUUACAGCGUAAUGUAUAAAAGGAAGAGCGACAUAUAACGUUUGUUCAUUAGAUUUAUUUCAAACAAUACGAAAAGUGCCAAUUGGAUUUAUUUAUACCAACAUGAAAGGAUAUGGAAUCGUAUUCUGCCUCGGGUUGCAUCUACAAUUUGGAUAUUUUGAGCUCUCACUUGGACAAGUUACUCUCAACUUGAAAGGCAAUACGCAAUUAGCAACAAGUUUCGGAUGUAAAAUGGCUGGAAAUGUUGGAUUAUUCAGUGGAUAUGAAGUUAUGUUAGCGACGUACGAGGCUCGGGAACGAAGGGAGGAAUUCGUUGUUACGAAAAAAAAGUCAAUGGCUAUGACAGAAAAAAUGGCAGCUGAUCUUGCAAAAAUGCUGAGGAAAAAGCAGAGAGCUGUAAAACGUCUUGUUGAUGUUCUGGAGAAUGAAAGUGAAACGUUCGAUUGGGAUUCUGACUCGGUAGAAGUUCCGUACAAUAACGUUGAGUUUUUAAACAAAGAUGAACAAGACUUGAUUGACGAUGAUAAAACCGAAUACGAAGUUCAGAGAAGAUAUUUGAAUCUUGUAAAAGAUGCGAAAUUCUCGAACCGACCAAUCAAUCUAAACGAGUCAGUCGUUCAAGUACCUUUUGAUGUUUACAGCAAAGGAAUCGACGUUGUUAGGGGAGUAUCUUGGUCGAAAGCUCUCGAUGAAAAGUUCCGUGCAAACGCAAAGCAAGACCCGACUUUGAAAUGGCAAUACUUUGGAUCUACUGAAGGGUUUUUACGGGUUUAUCCUGGUUAUCAAUGGAAGAUGGAGACACAAUUUGAACGACCAAAUAUAUACGAUUGCAGAAAUCGAAACUGGUACACCGAAGCGGCAACGUAUCCUAAAGACAUGAUAAUCCUAGUCGAUGGCAGUGGAAGUAUGAUGGGACUGAAAAUGUCGAUCGCCGCCCACGUCGUGAAAACACUUCUUGAAACCCUCGGUGACAAUGAUUUUUUCAAUGUGCUAACUUACAGUGACGAAGUCAGAUAUGUUGAAUCCUGCUUCGAAGGGACAUUGGUGAGAGCGGACUCCGGAAAUAAAGCGAGAAUGUUGGAGUCGUUAAGGCACAGUAACACAUCAAAUGUAGCGGAUCUUAGCAAAGCACUCAAUGAAUCAUUCAAUCUGUUGCUGGAUUUUCAUUCGUCGGGAUCUGGUAGCGAUUGUUACUCGUCGAUUAUGAUAAUCACAGACGGUGCAACGGAUAGCUACCAAGAAGUUAUGGAUACAUACAUGAAUAUGACAAAGAGACAGAUUCGAAUAUUUUCUUAUUUGAUCGGAGCCGACAAGGCGUACCUGAAGCCAGUACGAGAUAUUGCGUGCAAUAAUCAUGGAUAUUUUCAUCAGGUGGAAAGCAGGAAUGACGUAUCGGAAAAAGUUCUGAAAUAUUUAACAGUAAUGAAUCGUCCUCAAGCUAUCAAAGGAGAUCAUCAUACGAUAUGGACAAAACCAUACUAUGAUACAACAUAUUUAGACAGGGGAUUUGGAAUGGUUUCUACGGUGGCUACGCCAGUGUAUUUGCACAGCUUUUGGAAGAAACCCAAGAUGCUUGGCGUUGCAGCAACAGAUGUCCCGGUGUCAUUGAUGCUGGAUUCAAUCACGAUCCAUAGGGCUGGAGUAAACUCGUACGUCUUCCUAAUAACAAACAAUGGAUACGUAGUCGCCCAUCCACGAUUAAAAACAUUUUACACAACUAAGCAUUAUGAGAUUAAAGUGAAACCAAACUACAACAGCAUUGACAUCGAUGACUUGGAAGGUUCAGCAGUGAAUGAAACAAUUCGUAACCACUUACUUGCCAGAUUAAAAGGUAGCACAGAUGAAAAACCAGUGGUGGUGCCGAUGGAUAAUUGGACCCGUGCUUCACAAAUUACCGGUACAUACUACUACGCACCUGUAGCAAACACUCCUUUUUCACUUGGCAUGUUCGUGCCCAUUGGAUAUGGUGAAUUGACCAUUGAUUAUCCCAGAAGUUUGAAGGCUAAAAGAAGUGGUCCUACAUAUUCUGAACUGGAAUGUGAUCAGGUAAACGGACAUUUGAUGGAUAACUAUAGAUCGAGAGAAAUGCCGAGCAAAAAUUCAGCAAUAUGUUCGUUAAAUUCCAGCGAUGUCACAGUAUCUGAACAGUGGAAAUAUUGUAUAACAAAAGAUGGAUCCGUUAUGAUAUCAUCAAAUGGACAAGAAAUGACGCAACUGGAUAUGAUUAAAUUAUUUUUUUCUGAAAAAGAUGAGAAUAUUGAUUGUGACACUGAACUACUCACCAACGUGUUAUUCGACGUUCUAUCCACAUCAGCUAUGACGCCUAUAUGGAAAGAACAUUCAGAUUACAGGAAUACUACGAGUGAAGGGAUUGUAUUGGCUUUUAUCAUGACGAAGAGUGGAAUAUCCCGAAAAUAUUGGCAUAGAGAUUCUAGUCUUGGAUAUGAUGAUCUCAAAGAAACAUUAAAUGGAUUUGAUCGUCAAACCUUCCCAUCGUUUUACCGUCGAGCAGCUGCUUAUCCGGAGAGAGAUGUUUGGAUAUAUUCAUUUAUCAAUAGUGAGCCAAAAAAGCGACCUAGGCUUUUGCUAGUGACGCAAGCAUUAAGAAGAAGUGGGUUUGUGCAUGGCGUUAUCGGCGUUAUUCUGGAGAGUAGACGAUUCACUGAGAAAUUCUGGACUGAGGUACCAUCAUCUACUGGAAGUGAUUGCUCUCAGAAUCCAGAAAGCAAAUUUUCCUGUUAUGUGAUAGAUGAAAACGGACUCGUUGUUUUAUCAAGUUUGGAUCCUGUGAAUGACGUCGGAAAGCAAAUUGGUCUAUUAGAUGGCCAAGUCACAAGGCAUCUUUUAGAAAACAAUGUGUUUGCGAUCACGAAUUUGUAUGAUCACGGGACAAUUUGUCAAGUAACAGAACCUUCUGAAAGUUUGGGAGGAAGUGCCGUCUCUUCUUAUCUAACAAAUCCUUUCAGAUCAGUUGCUUCUUAUGCUACAUUUUGGACAAAAGAAGUAUCACUACUCCUGGCAAAACUUGUUGUUUGGAACCUCUGGAAUCUGAUUUUUAACUCAGCAACAACCGAAGCAACGUUCUCCACAUUUGUCGAAAAUAAAGAUCAUUACAAAGUGUGCGAUAUGAAAUACGAACUUCUUACGGUGAACAACAAUGCGAUGCCUUACGAUAAUGUUACCUACUGUGCUGAUGACUGUCAAAGGCAAAUCGGCAUUCAGAGAAUCAAUCAGAGCAAUUUAUAUCUUCUAGUUGUUGAAAAAGGUCUACGUUGCGAUUGUUCGAAUCAAACUUAUACUUUUAAAUUGAAGAAAGAAGACAUAUAUUAUCCCGGAGGUGAAAUAUGUCAGAGAUUACGGACACAUAAAUUAGGAAGAAAGGUUGACGGAUGUGAUGUUCAUCAUAAAAAUAAAAGACUCGGUGAUUUCAGUUCCUUGGAAUGCGAGCGUAGUGCCGGAUCCUCAUUGCACCGAACAAGAUGGACAAAGUUUGAAAAACGCAAAAAUAAACAAUCUUCUACGAUAUCAUAUUCGUACUUGACUUUGAGCAUUUCAUGGUUUAUACCCUACAUAUUGUUUAGUAUUUUAAAUUUAUCAGAUUCUAUUCAUUUGUCGCCCUUUGUGUGACUUUGUCAUAUAGGCUAUACCGGUUUUAUGAAAGAACGUCUAUGAAGCAAACCAGCCAAAAGAUAUUGUUGAAUGGUAUGGAUUUUGAUAUGGUAUGAAGCACAUGGGAACAGUGCUAUCGAAAGUCCACAAUCCUCCAACAACAAAUAAUAUGUUUAUUUAUUCGAGAAAAUAAUUUAUCAUUUUUCAGCACGAAGUGUAAACUUCCGAUAACCAAACACCAUGUCAUUUAAAGAUGAGAGUUAAUCAAAAAUUCAUCAAAAUAUUUUCUAUGCAAUUUUAUUUUUCGUGCUUAAUUUAUUGUAUGUUAAAUGUUUAUUAUAACAUAAUAAGAUCGUAUUUUUAUGUUUCACAAUGAGACGAUAAUUUGUUA